CUCCCGACUGUGUGAGGGGUCAGGCUGAGGACGGAGCCGUAAGGCUGCCCCAGCACGAUGGAGCAGGUCGGGAAGCGGCUAGGGCCGGCAGCUCGGCUGGACACCAUCCUCCGGCACCUCUCCCCACGGCUGGGAGCAGUCCCUGUGCCGACAAGCGUUCGUACUUCAGCCCAAGUUAGUGCUGUUGCUCAUCCACGGCAGUUUCGCUACACCCUGGACAAUGAUGUCCUCACCGAGGAACAAAGGCAGUUCUAUGAAGACAAUGGGUAUCUGCUCAUUAAGAAGCUUGUUUCUGAUGAAGACAUUGAGCGCUUCAGGGAGGAGUUUUUGAGGAUCUGUAGAAGAGAGGUGAAGCCACCGGGAGCUAUGAUUAUGAAAAAUGAGUCACUGAGAUCCCAGUAUGGUCAGUCUGAAAAAGCUGUUAAUAAAGUGCAGGACUUCCAGGAAGACAAAGAGCUGUUCAGAUACUGUACUCUGCCAGAGAUCCUCAAAUACGUUGAGUGCUUCACAGGGCCAAACAUCAUGGCAAUGCACACCAUGCUGAUAAAUAAACUUCCAGAUUCUGAUAAGCAGACCUUUCUCCACCCAAUGCAUCAGGACUUGCACUAUUUCCCGUUCCGGCCUGCGGACCUCAUUGUGUGCUCCUGGACUGCUAUGGAGAGGGCUGACGAGAGCAACGGGUGCCUGGUUGUGCAGCCUGGGACACACAAGGAGACCCUGAAGCCUCAUGACUAUCCAAAGUGGGAGGGUAAAACCAACAAACUUUUCCAUGGGCUGCUUGAUGAGGAUGAGACGAUUCCCAAGGUUCACCUUGUCAUGGAGAAGGGAGACACAGUGUUCUUCCAUCCCCUUCUCAUUCAUGGUUCUGGGAUAAACAAGACAUCAGGCUUCCGAAAGAGUAUAAGCUGUCACUUUGCCAGCUCGGAGUGCUACUACAUUGAUGUCAAGAACACGACCCAGGAGCACCUGGAAAAAGAAUUGAUUGAAAUGGUGCAAAAGAAAUAUGACACCACUUCUGUGAAACUCAUGGAUAUUUGGAACUUCCGAGCACGGCUUGUGCAAGGGGAAAGGAUUAACCUGUAGAACAACCUCUGAUGAGUGGGAUGCAAAACACCUGCCUGAGAAUGAGCUUCUCUGGAGAGCACAGACCCUGCGUUUUGUUGACCUCUGUAUUGGUAACUUAGCCAAAUGCUGCACUGCAAAAUCAUUUUAUGCUAAUAUAAAAUAGUUGCAUUGAGAUUGAACAGCUGGUGUACGUCAAAGACAAUCUAGCCUAGAACAAGAGAGGUUUGCUGUGUUUAUCUUAGACAAUUGAAGAAGGAAGGUCUUGAAAGAACAUGUUCACUUUCGUCAUGUUUUUGUUCUUUUUAAAAGUUCCUCAUGACCUAUCUUUGGAACAAUACUACCUUAACAAGAUUUUAUGCAAGAAUUCAUGUAAGGGUGUGGUUUUUAAUGUUUCCAACUUCUUUUUCUGUGCAAAAGAAAUCAAAUUAAUCAGAGUUUCAUAGAAGCAGGGAAGUUAAUACAGCUGAGAGGAUGAAUAUAUUGGUACUAGCAGAAUCAGUGGUGUAAGGAGCUGGAUAAAGGCAAAGUAGCAACCACUGAGAUAUGAAAAAGGGACUGAUGGGCUGGAACAUGGUCACUAGUAGAGUUCCUCAAACGUGACAUGGCAUGGUAUCGUAUUUUACCAAGCAGCAUGGCACAAGUGAAAUACAUGGCUGGCAGGGUUGGGAGCUGCUGGGCCAACAAAUCAGCCUCCCAUUGGCCUUGAGCCAGUUGAUCCAGGGUUCUGUGAAGUGAAAAAGUCCUCCCCUGAGCCUGGCAGGUCUGGAAAAGGGAGCCUUUUGGUGCUGCCAGGUCAGGGAGGUGGUGGGAUGCUCCUUGGGAUGCAUUGGUGGCAGGACAGAGUGACCUGAACUGGAAUAAUCCUCUUGCCUUUCACAAUGUUUUUCCUUGGUUUCUGAAAGAUUCUUUUGAUUUCAGAAUCUUUUUUUGUAAAAUCCACAUUAAAUCAGAGCAAA
This is a messenger RNA of Indicator indicator, 2021 nucleotides long. RefSeq names its product phytanoyl-CoA 2-hydroxylase (gene PHYH). The record is from RefSeq and is a predicted model, not a curated record. Gene Ontology annotation, molecular function: phytanoyl-CoA dioxygenase activity. Gene Ontology annotation, biological process: fatty acid alpha-oxidation. The transcript has 9 exons. The coding region runs from base 58 to 1083 and encodes 341 amino acids. Lineage: Eukaryota; Metazoa; Chordata; Aves; Piciformes; Indicatoridae.